AUGGCCCGCAUCAAGCAAACCAACCGCAAGCCGAGUGUGAAGCCACUUGUAACCUGGACACGAUUUUAUCUGCCACGGGACCAUGUAUGGCCGGGCUGGGACGGCGACCACGACAAUAUCCAUAUUGGUCCGCUUCGUAAUGUAGUGGUUGUUCGAGGGCUAAAGCUUCGAAGAUUAAUUGACGACCCAGAGCAGGCCGCCUAUCUCAUCGAAUGGGAAGAUCGAGAGAGCUUUGAAGCAUUUUUGUCAUCUCCAGCAUGUGUCGAGUUUUUGAAUAACCUUCCAGAACAUGCAGCGCAUACAGAAGAUCCAGGCUCGGCUACUGUCUCCCAGCUGAAUGAGAUGACUUUGAGCGACAACCCGGAAUCAUCAUUAGCUGUAAAGUCGCGAUUUUGUCUCUGCAAGCAUACUAAUAACAGACCCACGGCCCAACUGGAAGGUAUCAUUACGUUGACUGUAUUUUCAGUACCUGGUACAGUUAAAGAACAUCUAGCCUCUGAAAAACUUCCAGAACCUCUGCAACAGGCCUUCAGCGGCUUUUACCCCGGCGGCUCCCUAGUGUCUACGUAUCGUCGAUAUGGCCAUGCUACGUCAUUUUCCACGUUCUGGACGAUGGUACUUGAAGAGGACAAAUGUGUAGCGCGUAAAUUUGGGACGAUGCCGCUUCAGCCAGCAGGACCGAGUCGUGUCAUCUUUUGCCAUGCCUACUCCUGGUCUUACAGCUUCGAGGAACCCCGCGAAGAAGAAGCAGCGUCUGUCAGAAAUGAAGCGGCACAGAAAGCAUGGCAACAGAUGAUAGCACGGGCAAUGCCUCCCGCUACAGCCUGUAUACAAGAACGCUGGCAUAUUCAGAGGAUACCAGUAUUUGACUCACCAAUAACGAAAGACGACCCUGAAUGGGAAAAAUAUGAAGAACACGAGAUAAGGAUACGAGAAUUUCUGCGCAAUCAUGGUGACCACAUCCCCUUUGAAGAGAAUGAGGAGGCCCUUAUUGCCAAAUAUCUAGGCUCUGAUUGAUCAACAAGGAUGCAACUUGUCGAAAUUGUAUUAUCAAGAAUAAAACCAUGACACCAAGUUAUCCUCCACUCACCACGAUUAGCGCCUUUC
Messenger RNA from [Torrubiella] hemipterigena, 1107 nucleotides. The record is from the annotation of a GenBank genome assembly. NCBI's taxonomy places the organism in Eukaryota, Fungi, Ascomycota, Sordariomycetes, Hypocreales, Clavicipitaceae.